Messenger RNA from Alternaria infectoria, 1062 nucleotides. RefSeq lists its product as uncharacterized. The coding region runs from base 1 to 1062 and encodes 353 amino acids. Gene Ontology annotation, molecular function: dioxygenase activity. Lineage: Eukaryota; Fungi; Ascomycota; Dothideomycetes; Pleosporales; Pleosporaceae. The record is from RefSeq and is a predicted model, not a curated record. The transcript has 3 exons.
AUGCCAAACGUCGGUCAAGCGCCUCCCAUCCUAGACUUCUCAAAGUUCUACCAAAACAACCCAGCAUCCAAGAAACAGCUCGUAGACGAAGUGCGAAACUGCUGCCUGCACAAUGGCUUCUUCCAGAUCACGGGUCACAACGUGCCAAUCGAGCUGCAAGACAGGAUGAUGGACUGGAACAAGAAGUUCUUCGAUCUACCACUGGAAGAGAAGAACAAAGUCAACAAAGACACAACCAACACCUGGAACCGGGGCUACGAGCUCCUCGAAUCGCAAAUCCUCGAAGCCGGCACCUCCCCCGAACUAAAAGAAGGCUUCUACAUCGGCGACGAAAUCCCAAAAACGCACCCCUACUUCCUCAACAAGAAGCUCAACUCCGGGCCCAACAUAUGGCCGUCCUCUACCUCCCUACCAAAAGUCCAAGACUUCAAAGCCACAUCCUUGGAAUACUACGCCGCCGUCGUCUCCCUCGCAAAAGACAUCUUAAAAGUCCUCGCCUUGACACUCGAUUUGGAAGAAACCUACUUCAACGCCUUCGCCACAGGCGCAGUAGCAACAAUGCGCCUCCUGCACUACCCGCCCCAACCCCCGUCCAGCCCCAGCCACCUCACCCGCGGAAUAGGCGCGCACACAGACUUCGGCUGCAUAACCAUCCUCCUCCAAGACACCGUCUCCGGGCUGCAAGUCUACGACCACGCCACGAAAGAAUGGCUCGACGUAACACCCACGCCCGGCGCUUUCGUCAUCAACCUAGGUAACCUGAUGAUGCGGUGGACUAACGACCGGUAUGUGAGUAAUCUGCAUCGUGUUAUCAAUGUGAGUGGGCAGGAGAGAUAUAGUAUUCCGGUGUUUUUUAGCGGGAAUCCGGAGUAUGUGGUGGGUUGUUUGCCGAAUUGUAGGGGGGAGGGGGAGGGGGUGAGGUGGAAGGAGAUUACGGUUGAAGAGGCGAUUUUGGGGGGGUAUAGGGAGAGUUAUGGGAGGGCGGAGGAGUGGAAGAGGGGUCAGGAGGAGACGAGGAAAGGGGAGGAUGCGGUUGUUAGGCAGGAGGUGGUCGUUGCGUAG